AUGGAGCGAUUUAAUAUUCCUCAGAAUACUCAGGAAGAAAAUUUCUCUUUCCUUGAAUACUCGGGUGGUGACACGCAAGCGUCGCAAUAUGAUUACAACGAUUUUUCCAUUGAUUCCACUGUGAAUUCACAGCAAACAAAUAGUUUGAUUGACGGAUCACAAUCCCAGUUUGUCGAACCCGAUUUGACAGGCGUUGGUGUUGACGAUAUUGAUCCCUUUCAAGACUUGACCACCCAUGAAAAAGAAUUACCUGAACAUGCUUGCGGGUACUGCGGAAUACAUGCAGUGAACUCGGUAGCUAGAUGUGUAACUUGCAAUAAGUGGUUUUGUAAUUCUCGGGGUAACACCUCCGGUUCUCAUGUUAUUAAUCACCUUGUGCGUGCCAAACACCGAGAGAUUGCUUUGCAUCCUGAUUCUCCGCUGGGAGAGACGACGCUUGAAUGUUACAACUGCGGUUGUAGAAAUGUUUUCUUGCUGGGAUUCAUCCCCGCAAAAAGUGAUACUGUUGUUGUUUUGCUUUGCAGACUGCCAUGUGCCUCUACGCCAAGCAGCAAGGAUAUGAAUUGGGACACAUCGCAAUGGCUUCCUCUUAUCGAUGAUCGGUGUUUUCUACCGUGGCUUGUGAAAGUUCCCAGCGAACAGGAGCAACUUCGUGCGAGACAAAUUUCUGCGCAUCAAAUAAGCAAACUUGAGGAAUUGUGGAAGGACAAUGCAGAGGCGACACUCGAAGAUUUAGAAAAGCCUGGAAUCGAUGACGAUCCACAGGCCGUUUUGUUAAGAUAUGAAGAUGCAUAUCAAUAUCAGAAUAUUUUUGGACCGUUGGUUAAAAUGGAGGCCGAUUAUGAUAAAAAAUUAAAGGAAUCUCAGACACAGGAUGACAUUGUUGUUCGUUGGGAUAUUGGAUUGAAUCAAAAACGCGUCGCAUGGUUCUAUCUACCAAAGCUUGAGUCCGGGGAGGUACGUCUGGCUGUUGGCGACGAGUUAAGGCUGCGAUAUCGGGGUGAAUUACACCAAUCGUGGGAGUGCGUUGGACACGUCAUUAAAAUACCUAAUAAUGUUAGUGAUGAAGUUGGCUUGGAAUUGCGCCGCAAUGAUAACACACCAACCGAGUGUACACACAAUUUUUCGGUAGAUUUUGUAUGGAAAUCUACUAGUUUUGACAGAAUGCAAGCGGCGAUGAAAACUUUUGCUGUGGAUGAAACUUCUGUGAGUGGCUACAUUUAUCAUAAGCUCCUGGGUCACGAGGUAGAGCCGCAAGUUCUUAAAACUCAAAUGCCGAAAAGGUUUUCUGCUCCACAUUUGCCAGAAUUAAAUCAUUCACAGGUUUAUGCUGUGAAAAGUGUCUUACAAAAGCCUCUUAGUCUGAUCCAAGGUCCGCCUGGUACAGGGAAAACUGUAACCUCGGCGACGAUUGUUUAUCAUCUUGCAAAGAUGAAUCCUGGUCAAGUGUUAGUUUGUGCACCAUCUAAUGUUGCUGUCGAUCAAUUAACGGAAAAGAUCCACGCAACUGGACUGAAAGUUGUUCGUCUCACUGCAAAAUCUCGCGAGGCUUUGGAUUCCCCUGUUUCUUUCCUUACCCUGCAUGAACAAGUGCACAACAAUGAUACCAAUGUGGAAUUGCAGAAACUUAUUCAGCUGAAGACAGAACAAGGCGAACUAAGUAGUUCUGAUGAGAAAAAGUAUAAGACGUUGAAACGUGCCUGUGAAAGAGAAAUUUUACAG
This is a messenger RNA of Acaulospora morrowiae, 1722 nucleotides long. Lineage: Eukaryota; Fungi; Glomeromycota; Glomeromycetes; Diversisporales; Acaulosporaceae. The record is from the annotation of a GenBank genome assembly.